ACAAUGUCUCUUGUCAUUGUGUUGUCUCUAUGGCUCGUGUAAUGAUGCCGAAAAACAUGUAAAGUUGUGGUUUGUUAAUACAAAUUAAAGGAAAAAAAGAACUAACUUAAACAUGCGUAUUAAUGUUCGUUGUGCGGAGUAAUUGUGUUAAAAAAGCUAUAUAUAUGGUGGCGAUUCAAGUUCUCUACAAUGGAAACUAUCGCCACAGACGUGAGCUUAAAAAUCAAGUCUGCCAUCAAAGCAAAACUGAUAGAAUUGGGACUGUAUACAGAUGAAGAGCUUCCAGACUACAUAAUGGUGAUGGUGGCAAACAAGCGCACUCGUGCACAAAUGGUUGAAGACCUUCAACUCUUUCUCGGCACUAGCACUGAACACUUCACCAACUGGCUUCAUCAGGUGCUCGAAAAGCUUCAGGAGGUUACUGUAGCCAGCAUUGAAAAAAAGAAGCUGACAAAACAGAUGCAAGAGGAUAAACCCAACAAAAAAUCAAAGGAGAGCAGUGAAGAAGAACGUAAAGUCUCUAGAAGGAGGAGUAGUGCUGAAGAAAGGAAGUCAGAUGAAGGGAAAUUGAAGCAUGUGAAGAUUGAGAAAGAUUUGGACUGGGUGUUGACUGAUAAUCAGAGAGGUGGGAAGAACACUAAAGUCACAGAAGAUGAUGUCAAGAGAACUGAAGUCGAGACAAGAAACACUGCGGAUGAUGGUGCUGCAAGUGAUGCACGUAAAACGGAGGACUCUGAUCGCUCCACCAGUGUACGCCUUGAAGAAGAAAAGCAUCCUAAAAUUUCUGGAUCUGUAUCACAUGCUCGUGCUCCAGUAACAAAGCCAAAGAUUGUCCUAAUGCAGAGUGAUGAUGAUGACGACGAUGAGGACUUCAUCAAUAUCAAGGCUGAUGCGGAGGCAGCGGAACUGUUGGACGCGGAGCUCCCAGAGGACUCUCCCAGUCACUCGUUCAAACCCUCCACCCCAGAGAAGUCAGUUUCGCCCCCUCCGGCCCCUGCCAGGAGACCUUCGAAGGAGCUGAGCAAGGCAGGUCCGGUGGAGGCGGAGGCUGGGGGGGUUGACGGGCAGCAGCAGGCCGCGCCCAGCGAGGACAGGAGGGAAGCAGGCCGGAGGAGCGCGAGGAGGUCGAGCUCCGAGUCCUCGCCCGUGGUCGCCAGGCUGCCAGGCCAACGAGUGGAGGGACCUGUGCAGGCGACAAAGCGCCCUGCGGAGCCGACCAGUGACGAGACGAGCCCCAAGAAGCGCACCAUGCUGUCCCGUGUGGUGGCCCUCCACCGACAAGGAGGCAGGAUCGUCAAGGAGGAGGUGGAGGAGGAGUACGACCCCACCAACCCGGCCGUGGGGACCGUGGCGUCCGUGGUGCGCGUCAAGCCGCGGCCCAAGGUGCCUGCUGCCCUUCAGGCCAGCCGCAACCUCAUCCUGAAGGCGGUGGCGGAGGCGCAGAAGUCGGUUGCUGCGGCACCUGUGAGGCGCGAUCCCAGCGAGAGACCAAGUGAGCUAAGGACUAAAAGGUAUCAGAUGAAGGUUGACAUGCAAGCUAAAGACUCUGAAGCCAAUAGCCACAAUGAUUGGAAAGGAUUGCGCUUACAUGAAAAUAACAAUUCUGACGUGACAAAUCGCAGUUUGUCCACGAUCAGAUCGUCAGAAAACCUGAGGAUACGCGUGACAUCUGGCGAGAGUCGCAAUGUUGACAGCCCAUCAAGUGGGAAGACGUUAAGUCGACUGACAUCAACAGACAGCGAGAUGGAACCAGAAUCAACUAGUUUGGAUAACACAGCCUGCAGCGUAAACACUACGGAAAGGCCGGAGAGUCCCCAGUUCGUGGUGACGCUGGAUGGGCUGGAGCGCAGCCUGUUUGAGGAGGAAGACGAUUAUGAGCUCCAGAAGAUUGAAGAGCAGAAGCAAGAUAAUGCAGACGAGAAGUCCAAGAGACACCGCUCGCCCAUUAUCUUCUCCCCGAACACAACUACCACUGUUUCUACGUCGUCUUCCAAAGUUGCUGAAGCUGUCCCGUUGAAGAGUAUUGACAGAUGUCGAUUUUGGCCCGCAUGUCGGCUGGGAGACAAGUGUACAUUCUCACAUCCCACGACACCUUGCAAGUCAUUUCCUAGCUGCAAGUUUGGGGAGAAGUGCCUGUACAUCCAUCCCAACUGCAAGUUUGACGCUGCGUGCACGAGGAGGGACUGUCCAUUCACCCACGCGAGCCCGCGCUUGUUGGCUCCCAUUUACCCAGGUGCAUCAGCAGUACGGCAACCAACACAGAUGUGCAAGUUCUUUCCAAAUUGCAGUAAUGCAAAUUGUCCCUUUCUUCAUCCCAAGCCUUGCCGAUAUGGGAAGUACUGCAGCAAGAAAGGCUGCACAUACCAGCACCACAGCAACAAGAUACCAGCAGUGCACAAGCUCAAGUGGUCCUCACACGUACCAACUUAAAACUGCACAUUUCCUGUACAUACAGACUUGGUCCAUGUUUCUGUGGCACAUGCCAUAAAUAUGUAUUAUCUUCCUAGUAGGCUUGUGCAAGAAGACAGUUGUUCUAGUCGUGAGAGGUGAUUGUGACAAGCGUGAACCCGCUGUGUGAAGUUCCAAUGCUGAUGUUAUUUUCACAGGACAUGUUUUUAUCUGUGAGAGCUAAAAUGUGUAUAAGAAAAAAAAAUAUUUUAUAAAAAAAGCUAUAUUGUAUA
Messenger RNA from Bacillus rossius redtenbacheri, 2681 nucleotides. It is a transcript of the gene Nab2, whose product is annotated as zinc finger CCCH domain-containing protein 14. Gene Ontology annotation, molecular function: metal ion binding; poly(A) binding. NCBI's taxonomy places the organism in Eukaryota, Metazoa, Arthropoda, Insecta, Phasmatodea, Bacillidae. Gene Ontology annotation, biological process: regulation of mRNA stability. The coding region runs from base 190 to 2430 and encodes 746 amino acids. Gene Ontology annotation, cellular component: nucleus; cytoplasm. The transcript is spliced from 15 exons. The record is from RefSeq and is a predicted model, not a curated record.